Molecule: messenger RNA, 627 nt
Organism: Exophiala oligosperma
Lineage: Eukaryota; Fungi; Ascomycota; Eurotiomycetes; Chaetothyriales; Herpotrichiellaceae
Exons: 2
Coding region: 1-369 (122 amino acids)
Source: RefSeq, a predicted model, not a curated record
AUGGGUAUCUUGGGCGACAAGUGGAAGGCGUUCAAGAAUUACAAAAACGGUCGCAACCCAGACGGGUCAUCCAAGAUCACGGAGGAGGACAUACAAAAGUACACGGGCAUGGACAGGGCGGAAUUGGACAAAUUCGCGGCCAACACUCCUGGGGUCGCGGGGAACCAGAACGCGGGAUCCUUGACCGCAGGGGGAACCAGUGGGUUGUACUCGGGGGGUUACUCCACGAGGGGAGAGAAUUGGGGAGUUGAACAAGAGACAGAGACGGAGACGGAGACACAGACGGAGACACAGACGGAGACACAGACGGAGACACAGACGGAGACACAGACGGAGACACAGACGGAGACACAGACGGACACAGGGUGAUGAUUGAUGAAGCCAUAUCUUGAAAUUUUGAGAUUUUUGCCAUGACUAAAUGAACACUACAGGUGAUGUCUGUAUGAUUUCCAGUUUCAGGAUUGACUGCAUCACUCAGAGAGAGUAGUAAGGAGAGUGAGGUUGGUUUUCUUGGGGAGCAUAUAGCCGACAAGGCAACUCUCUGGAGAACAAAGCUCUGCGCCGUGUUUACCGAGAAGUAAAUACCUAGGUACAGAAGUACCUGAUACAAUACUAUUUAAAGUCCAC